CACAAACCUUUGUUCAUUUUGUAACCUAAGAUAUGGAGGAUACUCGUAAGGGUAAAGAACAACAAAAGCAUGGUGAUGAUGGGAUCAAGUAUCGGGGUGUGCGACGACGCCCGUGGGGGAAAUACGCAGCGGAGAUACGUGAUCCAUCGAAGAAUGGGGCUAGGCAAUGGCUUGGGACUUACGAAACGGCGGAGGAUGCGGCUAGGGCUUAUGAUCAAAGGGCAUUUCAGUUGAAAGGUCAUCUUGCUAGUUUGAAUUUUCCUAGUGAAUAUUAUGCUCGUGUCAUGGGUUCACCUCCUCAUCCUCCUCACUUGUUUCCUUCGGUUCCGAUCAAUUCGGGUUUUGAGAGCAGUGGUGUUGGUGGUGGAUCGUCGACUUCUAACGUCGAUCCUCAGAAAGUUAUUGUUUUUGAGUAUGUGGAUGGUAGGGUUUUGGAAGAUCUUCUGGCUCAAGAGGAUAAAAAGAAGAAGAAGAAUAGUAAAUAAUGAAAGCCCUAUACCUUUGUUUAUCUUUUUCUUUUUUUUCAGCCUUGGCUUUUGUGUUUGGGUCGUUUUGCCCUAGCUUUUAUUAAAUGCUUUUAUUAAGUCCUUAAUAAUCAAUGUAACUCUUUAUUACUAUAUAAUUAAACCUUGUUGCUGCCUGGCUUC
Messenger RNA from Cucumis melo (muskmelon), 647 nucleotides. RefSeq names its product ethylene-responsive transcription factor ERF098-like. Lineage: Eukaryota; Viridiplantae; Streptophyta; Magnoliopsida; Cucurbitales; Cucurbitaceae. The transcript has a single exon. Gene Ontology annotation, molecular function: DNA binding; DNA-binding transcription factor activity. The record is from RefSeq and is a predicted model, not a curated record. The coding region runs from base 33 to 485 and encodes 150 amino acids. Gene Ontology annotation, biological process: regulation of DNA-templated transcription; ethylene-activated signaling pathway.